Molecule: messenger RNA, 1472 nt
Organism: Scatophagus argus
Lineage: Eukaryota; Metazoa; Chordata; Actinopteri; Scatophagidae
Product: putative E3 ubiquitin-protein ligase UBR7
Exons: 12
Coding region: 129-1340 (403 amino acids)
Cellular component (GO): cytoplasm
Molecular function (GO): ubiquitin protein ligase activity; zinc ion binding
Source: RefSeq, a predicted model, not a curated record
CAAAAGAAAUUAAACAAAAAAUAUUUAAAACAAUACAUAACAGCACAGUCGCUGUUGAAGUGGCUGGAGGGAGGACAGACCACCGACUUCAAACCCCUCUCCCGUCUUCUGCCUAGCACCAGGACAGAAUGGCAUCAAAUAAAGACGACGCACACAUCGACGAUAUUCUCGCUGAUGAGGAGGAGCUCCAGAGAGCCUUGUGUGUACUGGCUGGAAGCGACCCAGAAAACUGCUCUUAUUCCCGGGGUUAUGUGAAGCGACAGGCUGUGUUUGCCUGCAACACCUGCACUCCCAGUGCUGCACAGCCUGCUGGGAUCUGUCUGGCCUGUUCCAAUAAAUGCCACGACGGACAUGAUAUCUUUGAACUGUAUACCAAAAGAAACUUUCGCUGUGAUUGUGGAAAUAACAAGUUUGGGGAGUUCAAAUGUCAGCUAAUUCCUGCCAAAGAUGAGGAAAAUGUCAGAAAUCAGUACAAUCACAACUUCAGUGGAUGCUACUGCACAUGUGACCGGCCGUACCCAGACACAGACGAUCAGGUCAACGAUGAGAUGAUUCAGUGUGUCGUCUGUGAGGACUGGUUUCAUAGCAGGCACCUGGGCUGCACUGUGGUGGAACCUGAGGAGCUGCAAGAGAUGGUAUGUGAGGCCUGUAUGAACAAGGCUCCUUUCUUGUGGACGUAUGCUGCACACUUUGCAGCACCACCUGUGAGCAGCGUCAGUCAUCCUGAGGAGGAGGACGUAGAAGUCGAUGUCGAGGAAGGAGCAGAAAACGGUGAAGACUCGGAGCCCAGUCACAGUAGGGAUGAGGAACUGACCGUCACUGAUGAGCGAACAAAGCAGGAGGAAGCGGCAAAUAGGAGUUCCUCUUGUAAACGAACUCACGAGGAAAUGACAAGCAGCCCUGCAAAGGCCACAACCAAAACAGUGGCGUGCAGGCUGAAAGAGCUGCAGGUUCAGGGGCGCGAGAGGCAGAGACAGGGAGCGGUGUUCUGGCCUUACAGUUGGCGCUCGGAGCUUUGCACCUGCACAAGCUGCAAGAAAGCCUAUGUGGCUGCCAGGGUGCAGUUUCUCAUGGAUCAGUCUGAUACCAUUCUGGCCUAUGAGAACAAAGGCUUGGAGGAGCCAUUUGGGCAGCAUCCAUUGAUGGCACUGACGAACUCGAUGGACCGCGUACAGCAGCUGGAGGUCAUUUACGGUUUCAACGAGCUGACAACUUCGAUCAGUGCAUUUUUAGACCAGUGUGUUACUGAGGGAAAGACGGUCACAGUCGAAGCUGUACAUCAGUUCUUUGAGGAGCUGCGGGCUAGAAAGCGACGUAGACCCAAUGCGGGAUACCAGUAAGAAGGAAGCAUCGCUGCUAUCAUGUGACUGGUUCAUAUGGUGCUUUUAAUGUAUGUGAAACUGUGAAGAUGACCCUUUUUCUUUGUUGAAUAAAAGGGUUGUUUUUUUUGCUGCAACCAUUGUGAUCCUAAA